CCUCGCCCGCUAGCUCUGGUACAGUUUCUACAGCAGGCAAAAAGAAACGUCGGCAACUUGUUUUGCAUUCAUCCUGUUUUUUGUUUUUCUCCACUCUCCCUUCCUCUCACAAUUCCAAGCCGAGCACAAUCCAAAAAAGCCAAACGCAAAUCUUAGCCGUUGCCAAACCGACCCCAAAAUAUCUUUCACCAUGGCCAAAUCCAAGAAAACCACCCCCAUCACUCUCAACAAGCUCGACGCCGUCUUUGGUCGAGGCCGCAAGCGCGACCAUGUCCGCAAUGGAUCCGUCUACCGAGGUUUGAUCGAGAAGUACUGGAAGACUUACGCCGAGAUGGAUCCCAGCAAGUUCGCGAUGCGCCGUGCCUUUGUCCAGACCAAGAUUUUGGAUGUGGUGAUCCGCAAGGGAGGACGCUUCAUUAUGCGAGCUGCAACUGACAUGUCCGAGUUGCAUCCCUCCAACGUAUCUGACCUUCGUCUCAUCUUCAAGAAGGUCCAACGCGCUCUGUUCAACGAGAAGAAGCGUCAAGAAGCCAAGCAGAACCGUUCCUUCAAGUCCAAGCACAACACCUUUGAGCCUGACGCGGAAGAAGUGGCAUCCUCGAGCCUUGACAUGAUCUUGGGUACCUCGAGCGAAGAAGAAGAUGACAUCGACAUGUCUGCCCCCAUUACUCCAUCCUCCAGCUCGGCAGACGAAGAUAACUGCAUCUACGCUGACGACGAAGAAGACGAGGACUCAGACGACGAGGAAGAACAGCAAGACAGCGUCGACGACGACGAUGACUUCAUUGUCCGUCCUGUCACUCGAAGUGCCGUUGUCUCUCCUCUUGCCAAGAAGAAGCCCAGCCGCCGAGUCUCUGUCUAUUCCGACGACGAAGAUUUCAAGAUGGUUGGUGCCAUGAACUACAAGAUGGCUGUGGCCGAGCAGUUUGCAGACGCCGAGAUGUUCUCUGAUUCCGAAGAUGUCAAGGCCAUCAUGGUAGCGAACGAAAGCUCCAACCGUCGAUCCUCCGAGAAGUUGGAUUGCUUGGCCGAGAUCGCUGCUAGCUUGCUCGAGAAGGGUAAUGACGAUGAUGCCAAGAAGCCCGCUUCCCGCAAGGCUGACGUUUCCUUUGCCGUCGUCGAAACCUCCAAGCCCUUGAAGAAGCGCAAGCAUCGCGCUGCUGCCGCCAAGAAGCCCAUGGCCGAACCUUCUCAAGAGUUCAACCGCUUCUGGAUGGAGCGCAUCACCUUGAAGCCUCGUGUCGGAGGCUUUGAACAGCACUGCGAAGAGCACUUCUUCAAAGCCUUCUAAAGAGCCAAGCAUUUGUUUCCUUGCUGCUCUGCUGCUUCCAGCGCUGUCUCAUGAGCCAUCAUUCGUUAUUAUCAAGUACAAGACCAAGAGAAGGACCAAGUUCAUGACUCGUCUGGGGGCGAGUGCAUGAGCAGCAAGAUGACCACAUUUUUUCUAUGUUAACUUUUUUCAGUGUGGGGGGAUCAAGAAUCUACAUACAUGACUGCAUAUGCGAUCAACGUACCAAAUCUAUGGGGAUUACAACACAUGGGGGACCAUCGCUGUCUGGGCUGGGCCGAGACACCGGUGGUCACAUCAUGGGAGGAAUCAAUCAAGGAUGGGAGGGAUCUACAACAAAACCAACAAAAAACCAAAAACAAGCAAGACGACGAGAACGAACUAUCACGGAAAUUAGCUGUUCCUCGUUCGCUUCCUACAUACGUAUAUAUCAUUACUUCUAAACUAAACAGCCGGGUUUGCUGC
This is a messenger RNA of Seminavis robusta, 1753 nucleotides long. The record is from the annotation of a GenBank genome assembly. Lineage: Eukaryota; Bacillariophyta; Bacillariophyceae; Naviculales; Naviculaceae.